Molecule: messenger RNA, 2108 nt
Organism: Sorghum bicolor (sorghum)
Lineage: Eukaryota; Viridiplantae; Streptophyta; Magnoliopsida; Poales; Poaceae
Product: NAC domain-containing protein 71
Exons: 5
Coding region: 587-1648 (353 amino acids)
Biological process (GO): regulation of DNA-templated transcription
Molecular function (GO): DNA binding
Source: RefSeq, a predicted model, not a curated record
CCCCGCGGCUUCUCACACCCUCUCCUCCUCCUCCUCCUCCUCUCUCUCUCUCUCUCUCGAUCAAUCGCCUCCUCUCUUCAAUUCAUUCCUCGUCGGCAAGGCAACUUGAAGCAGCCUCCCCUUUCAUUCAGGCCCACCAGCCCUUAAUCUGGCUGGCGCUGGUAGUAGCUUGAUCUAGCUAGCUUAGCAGCUAGGCUCUGACCCUGAUAAUGAUCUUGGACUCCAGCAGCUGCUUCUUCAUCAUCGCCCACGCGCUGGUUCUCCACACUAGGAAGAGCUUUUAUUUCUGGAUUUUCCACAUCUUCAACAGAUAUCCCCUCCUCCUCCUCCUCCAUUGCCACUGAUUAAUUUCUAAUACAACAGUCUGCGUAUACAUCUGCUCAUCAUCUGCCUGAAAUAUUUACUUUGGCAGUUGACAUUAUAUAUAUUUCGCCUCAGUUAGUGUUGGAUCGAUCGGCACCAUUUGCUUCUUCUUCUUCUUCCUGUCCUCGAUUGCGUCUUCCCAUCUUCCAUCUCUUUCUUGUGUUCCUGCCUGGAUAGUGGAUACCCUUGCAAGUGUGUGCAUUCAUAUCAUCGCUUCGCUGCCAUGGGAACCAUGACUCUGCCGCCCGGCUUCCGGUUCCACCCGACGGACGACGAGCUGGUGGGCUACUACCUCAAGAGGAAAGUGGACAACCUCAAGAUCGAGCUCGAGGUCAUCCCCGUCAUUGAUCUCUACAAAUCCGAGCCAUGGGAACUACCAGAGAAGUCUUUCCUGCCGAAACGAGACCUGGAAUGGUUCUUCUUCUGCCCCCGGGACCGCAAGUACCCCAACGGCUCCCGCACCAACCGCGCCACGACGACGGGGUACUGGAAGGCCACCGGCAAGGACCGCCGCAUCGCCUGCGACGGCGGCGUCUACGGCCUCCGCAAGACGCUCGUCUUCUACCGCGGCCGCGCCCCCGGCGGCGAGCGCACCGACUGGGUCAUGCACGAGUACCGCCUCUGCCAGGACAUCGCCCACGGCGCAUGCAACUUCAUCGGUGCCUACGCGCUGUGCCGCGUGAUCAAGCGGCACGAGCUGCAGGGCGGCGAGCCGCCGGCGGGCAGCAGGGCGAAAGGCGCCGCCGCCAGCAGCAGCAGCGGCAGCGCGAGAGGGCAGAUGAGCAAGGUCUCCAGCAGCUCGUCCCUCGUCACCAGCGAGCAGCUCAGCGCGUCGUUCACGCCCUCCAACUCCAACAGUCCACCUCCUACUCUGGACGUGGGGAUGUUCCAGUUCCAGAGCCCCGUUGGCGUUGGGUACGCCGGCGUGACGGCGACGGCCACCACCGGCACAGGGGGGCUGCCGUGGAGCCCACUGCCUCCGCCCCUGCUCCUGUCGUCGUCUCCCCACGACACGUUUUUCAUCGGCGACGACUUCCCCGCCACGGCCGCGGACGAGUCGCGUUCGCACGCGCACUUGUUCGGCGGCGACAUCAUGGGGCUGGGCAGCAUCUCGGAGCACGAGCUGAAAUGGGACAGCUUCCCAAAUACAUUCUCGAGUGGUGCCGACACGUGGAACACGGCGGCGGUGGCGGCGAGCCCGACGAUGCUGUGCCGGCAGGCCAGCGACGGCAUCGAGGACCUGGCGGCCAUCUUCUUCCCGGACGACAACAGGAUCGUCUUCUGAUGUCAACGGAGCAGUGCUCUGUCUGCAGCACCUGGUUUUCAGUUGCAUGCUCCUGAAGAUGUGUGGCAUGCAUGUGAAGCGACUGUGGGAAAUAAUCAAGGCUCUCGAUCAGUGACCUGCUCUCUCUUAGAACUGGCGGUAUAUUUUUCAGCCAACGAAGGGGAGAUACUAGCAUAUAUAUACAUAGUAUAUGUCUACAUUCUGAGUUUUACAAGCUGGUAAUUAAGGUUAAGAUAAAAAGGAUGUUGGGAAUUACUGGUGUUGGUUGCUACGGAGUGAUGCCAUCUUUUAUUGCGGUCUUCUCUGUAGCACUGGUGCUGUGUACCGUGUCAUCACUUUUCUAAUGCGUGUGUCACUUUCCACCUAGUACUAGUACUUCUGUGCUUGACCUGUCCUGUGCUGUGUACGACAAUGCAAUAUUGCACUGCUUUGUAGCCUUACUUGUUAACCAUUCUUAAUU